GGCAUGGUAUCAGAUCGAGGGUCGGUUCCAAGAGUCUGUGCAAGCCAUCCGAAAGCCAUGUGGGGAUCGGCGGAGUUUGACUUUCGCGAAUGAUGAGAGAACCAUCGAUUUGGACAUCUUUUGCCCGUGGCACCAGCACGGCACGCUCGACAUCGAAUUAUGUAACUGACUGGAUCCAUCGCCCAAGAGUUUCAAGUCGGUCCCAGUGAAGCCGAAUGCUCUCAUUCCAAGGAACACGUAUGAAGCUAGCAGUUGUGGUCUUGGCUCUGUUCGCAAUUAAAAGAUGAAAUUCUCUCAACCUUUCAAGGUCCCCUUGCUUCAAUGAUAGCUGCAGGCUGCAGAUGCGUACAACCGUUGAAGUAGCAGACAGAGACCCCUAAUGGCAGAUGGAGAGUCGAGUUUCAGGUGGCGAUGAAUGCACGAUCAGAUUCCGAUGUCCCGUACAACGGUGAUGCGCUGAUAGGCGUGUCCGUUGCGAUUGCCGUUGUCCAGAUUGUGGUGGUUGUAGCACGUUUCUAUACGAGACGCCUGCAACAGCUGGCUUUAGCUCUCGACGAUUACCUGAUUCUUCUGGCAUUGAUCGCCAGCUUGGGCCAAUCGGCUUUGUACAUCAUCUGUAAGUGGGAUAUUUCAACAACAGCCCGAUCAAGCACUGACCGUUGGGUUUCCUUUCGCAAAGUGGUUAAGCUCGCAGGAGUCGGACAUCACAUGGAAUAUGUCGAAGAGACGCCUGAAAAGCUGGUGAUCCUGGAGAAGGGCCUGUAUGCCAACGAGAUUCUCGACUUCCCGUUCACAGUCACUCCAGCCAAAAUCUCCAUUCUGGUCUUUUACCUCCGAAUCUUCACCACCCGAUCGUUCAAAAACAUGGCAUAUAUAGUCGGUGCUAUCGUGCUCGGACAUGGCCUCGGCAUCCUAUUUGCAGCCAUCUUCCAGUGCUGGCCGAUAGCAUACGUCUGGGAUACAACCAUUGAAGGAGGAUCGUGCUUCAAUCAACUGGCCUUCUACCGCUAUGUGUCGCCGCCCAAUAUCUUGACAGACGUCCUCCUUCUGAUCAUGCCAUUGCCAUAUGUCUGGAAAUUACAUACGCGAAAAGGACAGAAGUUGGCUUUGACGGGAGUAUUCCUCCUCGGCAGUUUAGGGACUGUAGCCAGUAUUUUGCGAAUGACGAUUUUCUUUCAAGAAAAUGCCACGACCGACCCAACCUGGACAUCCACCAACCUAGGAAUCUGGACCAUCCUAGAAGGCGGAAUCAUUAUCAUCGCCGCCUGUCUCCCACCCAUUUGGCCCUUGAUCAUGCGCAUUCUACCUCAACAGCUGCGCAGCAAGGGCUCUUCUCAGACUCCGCAGUGCUAUCAUCGCCGCUACCCAACCAACCAGGGCAAUGCCAAGACUCCGGAGGGCUUCUCUCGACUCGGGGACAACAGUCAGUCGCGCGGAUCGCAUGUCCCAUCACUGGGAAGUCAGACGAUGGUGGCGCGGGAAUCUGAGUACUAUUCGGAAAAUAUCUCGCUGGAGGAGGCGAUGCACGGGUAUGCGGUGCGGCCGAAAGAGGGUCCGUAGAUCCAUAGAUGUAUUAUAGUUGUGGUUAUAAUGAGUAUGAACUAUGAAAAUUGAUGUAUAAUACGAUAUCUGUGUGGUUCAUGCGUUCUCAUAUAUAGUAUAUAGAUUAGGUUAACCAAUGUUCGAUAUGAUAUACCGAAG
Molecule: messenger RNA, 1701 nt
Organism: Aspergillus welwitschiae
Lineage: Eukaryota; Fungi; Ascomycota; Eurotiomycetes; Eurotiales; Aspergillaceae
Exons: 5
Coding region: 412-1560 (382 amino acids)
Source: RefSeq, a predicted model, not a curated record